AUGGCCGGAGUCCUAGUUGACGUUCUGCUAGAGCGUUUGGCUACUCUCGCCCUUGACAAGAUCGAACAAGAGAUGAAGCUGGUGGUCGGGGUCAAGAAAGAAAUAAAAAAUCUCACCAAGAAACUCGAAGCUAUUCAAGCUGUGCUGGAGGACGCAGAGCAAAGGCAAGUGACGGAGGCCAGCGUGAGACGUUGGCUGAGUGAACUGACAGAAGUUUCCUUCGACAUGGAUGAUGUGCUGGAUGAGUGGAUCACUAAAGUUCUCAGGCAUCAACUGGAGAAACAAGAAAAACAAAGCUCAAAAGCCCUUGUUACUAAUAAGAAGAAGGUAUACUUCCCUUUUCCUUCCUCUUGCUUGCGCUUCGGCAAAGUUGAUUAUCAGUUAUUUCUUCGUCAUGAAAUUGCUGCGAAGAUAAAGGAACUGAAUGAAAGUUUAGCUUUGAUCGCUCAAAACAAACAAGAUUUUAAAUUUCAAACCACCACAAGGGCAGUCCCUGAACUACCUCAAAGAUCAAAAACUACUUCUCUUCCCCAUAUUAGGACAUUUGGUCGAGAAAAUGAAAAAAAUCACAUCAUUAGCAAGCUGCUAGGUGGGAGUAGUGAAGAAAACGAGGUUCCUCUUAUCAUCCCUAUUGUGGGGAUGGGGGGUAUGGGGAAAACAACUCUUGCCCAACUUGUCUAUAAUGAUGAAGAUGUCAAAUCUUAUUUUGACAGUAGAAUAUGGGUAUGUGUCUCAGACCCUUUUGAAGAGAUCAAGAUUGCGAAAGCUAUCAUUGAAGGUCUAGAUAGAAAUAGUACCUCAAAUGAGUUGCAAACUCUUACGCAGUGCAUAUAUAAAUUGCUCGAGGGAAAAAGGUUUCUUCUUGUCUUAGACGAUGUGUGGAACCCAACACGUAGUCAAUGGGAAGAAUUAAUCAAACCUUUACAAAAAGGUGCUAUGGGUAGUAGGGUAUUAGUGACCACUCGAAAUGAGAAUGUUGCUACUCUUAUGAAAGCAAAAACUCAAAUGAUCCUUUUGAAGGAGUUGAGUGAAGUAUUUUGUUUGUCAUUGUUCUACAACAGUGCAGACAUGGAUGAGAGUAGUGUGUCUAAAGAGUUUAAAGAUAUUGGGUUAGAGAUUGUGAAAAGGUGUGAUGGGUUGCCUCUUGCUGCAAAGACAUUAGGAAGCCUCAUGCGCAAUAAAAAAACAAUUCAUGAAUGGGAAACUGUUCUAAAGAGUGAAAUAUGGGCGCUAAAAGAGAUGCAACAAGAUGUUUUUCGCCCACUACUACUAAGUUAUCAUGACUUGACUCUAGCAACAAAACGAUGUCUUUUGUAUUGUGCUAUAUUUCCAAAAGAUUACGUGUAUAACAAGAAUCAUUUGAUUGAGUUGUGGAUGUCACAAGAUUAUCUAAAUGCCAAAAGAAGUGAAGAAAUAAGAAUAGUCGGUCAAAAUUGUUUUGAUGACUUAGUGUUGCGGUCAUUCUUUCAAGAUAUUGAUGUUUAUGUUGAUGGAAACGUAACAUGUAAAAUUCAUGAUAUUGUACAUGACUUUCUACAAUAUUUGACUGAAAAUGAAAUCAAACGUGUUGAGUUUCAUGCUAGUGAGAGAAAAGAGGUGUCAAAUGAUAAAGUUCAUCAUUUGACCUUGGUACAUGCAUCUGACUCUUUUUUAGAUUGUCUGCUCAGUUAUAAAAGAUUACGCACCUUCACUGUUCUAAGGGGCAAUGCCAUUCAUUCAGGUCAGCUAAUGUUUGAGUUGAUUGUAGAAUUGAAAAGCCUUAGAACAUUAACCUUGGGUCCGUGGGGUGAGCCCAUUGACUUCAUUGAGUCCAUUCCGGAGAAGAUAGGUGAAUUGAUACAUUUGAGGUAUCUUGAUUUAUCCGGUAAUAGUAAAUUGAAAGAAUUACCGAGCGUCAUUGGUAGCUUAUACAACCUGCAAACCUUGCGACUUGUUGAUUGCGAGAAUCUCGAGGAAAUAGAUGUGCGAAGGCUAAUUAACUUGAGGCAUCUUCAUCUUCGAUUCUGUGUUCGCCUAAGGUUAAUCAAAGGGAUUGAGAAAUUAAGAGAUCUACAAACGCUAGAUUGGUUUCGUGUCCGAGAUGUUGAAGGAAACAUGUUGGAAGAUCUGAAAGACUUGAACCAGCUUCAAGGGAGUCUUGAGAUUGAGAUUACGGGGAAUCCAAAGAUGGCGGAGAAUGCAGCAAUUCUGGUGAAUAAGCCUCUCUUGGAAUUGAGUCUACGGUUCUGUCUUGAUCCAGGUUUGGGUAGAGAAAUUAUGAAUGGGUUAGAGCCGCAUCCAGGUUUGGAAUGUUUAACCAUCGGAAAUUAUGAAGGCGCCUUCUCCCCAUGGUUGUCGUCUUUACACAGCCUGAGAGUGCUCUCCCUUGAGUCUUGCUAUUGUCAGGUUUUGCCUUCUUUAGGGAAACUGGCGUCCCUUGAAUCAUUGACUAUUCAGUAUCUGUAUGGAGUUGAGAAGGUAGGAGUUGAGUUUUUGGGAAUAGAACAAGGGACAACCUCGUCAUCUUCCAUUUUCUUAUCAUUCCCCAAGCUCAGACAACUCGUCAUCUGGAAGAUGGAGUCAUGGGAAGAGUGGGAAGGAGUAGAAGAGGAGAACUCUGAGAAGAUUACAAUCAUGCCAUGCCUUUCUGAAUUGACAAUUUAUGGCUGUAAGGAGCUAAAAGCACUGCCGGACUUCCUGUGGAAGACACCAUUACAGAAAUUGACCAUCAGCGAGUCUCCCAUUCUCAAAAACCUUUACAGAGAAGAAAUAGGCGAGCAGUGGGCCAAGAUUUCUCACAUCCCGAACACCAACGUUGGAUGGGAAUGGGUGCCGUACUGAUUUCCUGAAUUGUAACAGGCUACUCGUACAGUUCACAUUCAGAAUGGCAUUGGAGACUUGGACUUGUCAAGCUGAUGGCAUCCUAAUUUGGUUAGUGAGCUGCAUACCUAUAUUGUCAUCAACCAUGGUCUUUGUAGCUUCUAGCUAAGCAGCUCAUGGCUUCCUCACAUAUACUGAACUCCCUAUCAGCUUUAUUACUUCUGCGGCUUGAUUCUUAAACAUACAGGAAAUGAUGAUUCUCGGUCAUGCAUAGAAAAAUCUUUUCAAAGCCUAUAUUGUAGACGCAGCAGACGCUACUACGUUGAAGCUUGAAGCAUUAAGAAUGGCAUCGGAGUUUUCAUGCUGAUGCGAUGCUAAUUUGAUACCCAGGUUGGAGUACCUUAGUCAAGCAGCUGAGCAUCUCCUCUUAUCUAUUGACGGGAAUCACACCAGGCUACUUGUUCUGCUCAUGUUGAAGCUUGAUGCAUUCAGAAAAGGAAUCAGACUAUCAGAGUAUGAAGAUCUUUUGGGUUGAUCAUACUGACCGAGGAUGGAGCUGAGUCAAGAACAUCUCGUCCAAGCAUCUGAACUUCAAUUAGAGUUAUUUGGAAGAGGAUGGAAUAUGGAUCAUGCAUCCAAUACUUGAUUUCAACUGAUAUACAUCAAAGUUCCCAACGCUGAAACUCACCACCCUGAACCAGUUCUUAGUAUAAAGGGCUGCUUGGGAAGGAUGGAAAGGGUUUGUGUACUCACUGCAACGUGUUUAUGACAAGAAUGGUGCAUUGCAGAAGAUUUGGAACAUGGAACUCGCUUUACGAAUCUGUUGUGGUGCAUCCACAUUCCUCAGUUCUACAGCAGAGUUGAGGAAAGAGAUGGAUGCCGAGUGGGCGAGAGGAUUGACUCGCUUUAGGUAGUCAGUUUCGGAGUUUGGUAACUAGUUGCAUUAUGACAGUAGUAAAUGUAAUCACCUAAUGAUUUACUGUCAUUUU
Messenger RNA from Fragaria vesca subsp. vesca, 3788 nucleotides. RefSeq names its product putative disease resistance protein RGA3-like. The transcript is spliced from 7 exons. Gene Ontology annotation, molecular function: ADP binding; protein binding. The record is from RefSeq and is a predicted model, not a curated record. Gene Ontology annotation, biological process: defense response to other organism. Bases 1 to 2820 code for a protein of 939 amino acids. Lineage: Eukaryota; Viridiplantae; Streptophyta; Magnoliopsida; Rosales; Rosaceae.